CUGGUCGGUCACGUGUAUAGGAAGCCAUUUACAGUGAUUCUUACUGCGUAGUUCUUCAAGGAAAGAGUAUGGCGACUCGUAAACUACUGCCGCUUCCAUUUGAUGUAGUUUCUGAUGGAACCGAUGAUUCUAUCCCGUCAGAAUGUAUCAUCAUGACUAAUUCGGCUGAUUCGGGCAUAUGUCAAGACUAUGAGCAGCCCGAGGACGAGGCAAACGCGUUAUCAAUUGUGGAGACACAAUGUCGUGGCAAAACAAACGGUAGAACGCUGUAUGCGAACACUUCCGCAGAUGAGCAGUCUGGUCGAAUUGGGGGUGGGAAGUUUGUACUUGACAAGAAGGAGAUGAUGAAGAUGGUGAACAAACUGGGUGAUCUAAUGGCGACUCAACAAAAGACCAAGUCGACAAGUCUCACAGCUAAAGUCUUCUGCAAAGCAAAUUUUGCCAUGGCCAUUGUUGGAGAAGAAGGCGGUCGUUUGUUUUUCUCCGAUGGCUCACUGAUGUUGGUUGUACCCCGAGGUGCCCUCGCGGAAGAAAAGGUCAUCUACGUAUACAAACCAAUCAACUCGGAACAGCUUGGAUUGACCGGCGAUACCGGCAAGGUGAUUUACUACGGUCCAACACUUCUUUGCGGAACAGAAGGCACAACUUUCCUACGCGACGUUAAGUUAUCUUUUCAGCAUUACGCGCAACGGGGUAGUGAUCCUGUGUCCUUCAAGGUGCAGAAGAGCGACAAUACCACAUCACCUUGGAACGUCCUUGACGACAAGGAUGUUACUAUCCACAAGAGGACGGUUGAUGUCAUGCUGUCCAGUUUUAGCCUCCUUCAGUUUAUCGUCGAUGGUCAGAUGGAGGCUCAUGUUCCGAUGAAGGCAAUGGCAUGUGUUUGCGGAGUUCGCCUGCUACCUGGGAGUGAGAAAGUUGCCCACGUGUACUUGGUGGAAAAUGAUUCUUGUGUAAUUCAGGCCACCAAGAUUUACCUCAAGGACAAGGGAUGCAAAGAGAAAGAUAUCGUUAUUCUUCCUAUUAAGAUCGAUCCACGGAUUGAUGUAACAUUCACUGUUCUUACUUCAAACCUCCAACUGGAUGGAUGUUUGGAAAGGGCCACAGCCUCUAUUAGGCCAAGCUCAAAACAGCUUGCAGACAUCAGUCUUGACCUCAGUAGCAGUGCCACAACUCCAGCAAAGUGCAUCAAAGUCUGCCAGGGGGCUGAGUCCAUAGCAUUCUAUAACAUACCAGAUGAAUCAUUUGAGCACCAUACAACAUUGUUGACGACACCAUACCAGGCUGAUCAAGAUUUCAGCUUUGAGAUUCCACCACCGUUGUCGACUGAAGAGCUCCCCGAGGAAGCAAGAGGUCUGCGCAGCGGAGAAUACUCGUUCGAGGUCUACGAUGGCUCUCACAGAAUGGAUGAGGGUAAUGACGGUACAGCUGGAGACGCUGGGGGAGAAUCCAGACUCCAAGAAGCAACAACACCAUCGCCUGGUUCUUGCCAAACUCAAAGAAGGGGUUCUGGGAGCACGGUGGGCAGCCCAGGUACACAAGAAGCAACGAGUUCUACACCGAGUCCAGUGGGCCCAGGCGGCCUAUCACAAAGAAGGGGUUCUGGAAGCAUGGUGGGCAUCGAAGGCACCGAAGAGGUAAGAAGUCCUUCAUCGCGUCCGCCAGAUCAAUUCCUUUUGCAAAGAAGGGGUUUAGGUAGCGUUAUGGGCAACCCAGCAACCCAGAAAGCAACAAGUUAUUUAUGGAGUCCACUAUUUGAUAGGUUCUGGACUGGAACCAACGGGCCGAGCAGCUUAGAAUUUAGAAGCAUUAGCGAGUGCGAGGGCGCCGAAACCAAGCGAGCAGCUGGCCAACCCAGAAUAGAUGUGAAAGAACAGCCAAUUAGUGAAAUGUUGGGACGAAGUACCCGCAGAGCAAGAAUUGCUGCCAUACCUGAAACUUCUUCAAUGCGCGGUACAUUUAUCGGCACUUGUGUUGAAAGACCCAGGAACAGCCGCAGGACAUCCCUCCCCGAGGAACCCGCAAGAAACCUGCUCCCACCCAUGAAUGACCAGCCUCGAAAGGAUUUGUCCGAAGAGGCCCGUGGUAUAGACUUGUUCGGAGGCAGAGCAAGUACAAAGGCAGUUAUUCCAUCCAUUCGUAGCGAUGCGGUCGAGAUAGGUUAUACCCGUGGGCGUAGGGCAUCCCUCCCAGUGUCUUUCCUACAAUCAGUGAAAAUUGACGGCGCCCAGGCCCUGCCACUGAGUAAGCCUACGCAUCGAACCCGUAGAGCAAGUAUAGAUGUCGUUACCUCUUCAGUUCGUAAUGAGAUAAUGGGAAAGGUACUGCUUAGUCCCCUGCACUAAAAGCAUGAAUUAUAUGAGAAGGUAAAACUACGUUUCCUGCACAAGAAAAUAUAAUGAGGUGAUGGGAAUUGUUUGCUUGUACUACAUGAGAAUGUUAAAAUUGUGAAAUAGUUAUAUUUAUUAUGCUAUGACACAAUGGCAAGAUAUAAUGUAUAUGGAAUGGCCAAAGAAUUGGAAGGUGGCAAAAUUCCAAGCAUCAGUACAUGUCCAGAGUAAUCGGGGCUAAAGACGGCAUACAUAAGUGUCCACCUCGCGUUCAUCUUUGCAACUUGGGAGAGUGCAGGUUUUCGUUACAUAAAUUUGUUGUGCCAUAUUCGGAAAGAAAAUAUUGAAUUUCUCAGAAUAGUGUUAUGUAUUUAUCAGGUGCAUGAUCACUCCGACAGUUUAUAACCGUACCAGGGAUAUGUGCAAUCUGACUCUAAUGCGUUUGCGUCACCAUUAUCGAGCUCCACAAAGGGUGAGUGAUUUAGCGAUCCCAAAACAUUGUGGGUCAAGAUUGGAUAUGUGUAACGACUUAAUUACUCUUUAGCAUGCCGACUUAUCGGCAGUGAAUAUCAGUCAUAAAGCCACCUCCACCUCUGAAGGAUGGAUAUACGCAGUGGCACAAUGAUGGUGGAUCGGCAUGACUCUUAUCUCGUUUCCGAGUUCUUACUGUAUGUGAACUAAAUAGUCUAUCGACUUGAAUAUACUGUAUAUGAGUAAACAUAUGUAAAUUGUAAAGAAUAAAAAGUGAAACG
Molecule: messenger RNA, 3082 nt
Organism: Lineus longissimus
Lineage: Eukaryota; Metazoa; Nemertea; Pilidiophora; Heteronemertea; Lineidae
Exons: 8
Coding region: 69-2345 (758 amino acids)
Source: RefSeq, a predicted model, not a curated record